CGUCCCGCGAGUGUCAGCACGCCGAGCUGAGCCAGGGAGCGCCUCAAGUCCCCGCAGCGCCCGCGCCCUCUCCGCCCGGGGCCAUGCCCGGGACUCCCCGGCGCGCCGCGGGCCGGCGCCUGCAGCUGCCCCUGCUGUGCCUCAUCUUCCAGGGCGCCACCGCCAUCCUCUUUGCCAUCUUCGUUCGCUACAACCGCGAGACCGAUGCUGCCCUCUGGCACGGGGGCAACCACAGUAGCGCAAACAAUGAAUUUUACUUUCGCUACCCAAGCUUCCAGGACGUGCACGCCAUGGUCUUCGUGGGCUUUGGCUUCCUUAUGGUGUUCCUGCAUCGCUAUGGCUUCAGUAGCGUGGGCUUCACCUUCCUCCUGGCUGCCUUUGCCCUGCAGUGGUCCACAUUGGUCCAGGGUUUCCUCCACUCGUCCCAUAGCAGCCACAUCCACGUUGGCGUGCAGAGCAUGGUCAACGCGGACUUCUGCGCCGGGGCCCUGCUCAUCUCCUUGGGCGCCAUCCUGGGCAAGACCGGGCCUGCGCAGCUGCUGCUCAUGGCCCUGCUGGAGGUGGUGCUGUUCGGUGCCAAUGAGUUCGUGCUCCUCCAUCUCCUGGGGGUGAGAGACGCUGGCGGCUCCAUGACCAUCCACGCAUUCGGCGCCUACUUCGGGCUGGUCCUCUCUCGGGUCCUCUACAGGCCCCGGCUGGAGAAAAGCAAGCACCGCCAGAGCUCCACCUACCAUUCCGACCUUUUUGCUAUGAUUGGGACCAUCUUCCUGUGGAUCUUCUGGCCAAGCUUCAAUUCUGCACCCACGUCACUGGGGGACACGCAGCACCGGACAGCCCUCAACACCUACUACUCCCUGGCCGCCAGCACACUGAGCACCUUUGCCCUGUCAGCCCUGGUCGGCGGGGGCGGGCGGCUCAACAUGGUUCACAUCCAGAAUGCAGCACUGGCUGGUGGGGUUGUGGUGGGCACAUCGGGUGAAAUGAUGCUGACACCCUUCGGGGCCCUGGCAGCUGGCUUCUUGGCUGGGACUGUCUCCACGCUGGGGUACAAGUUCUUCACGCCCAUCCUUGAAUCCAAAUUCAAAGUCCAGGACACUUGCGGUGUCCACAACCUCCAUGGGAUGCCAGGCAUCCUGGGGGCCCUUCUGGGGGUCCUUGUGACUGCACUGGCCACCCACGAAGCUUACGGAGAUGGCCUGCAGAACAUCUUUCCACUCAUAGCUGAGGGCCAGCGCAGCGCCAGGUCGCAGGCCAUCUACCAGCUCUUUGGGCUGUUUGUCACACUGGCGUUUGCUUUUGUGGGCGGCAGUCUUGUUGGGCUCCUGCUGAGGCUGCCCUUCCUGGACUCUCCCCCGGACUCCCAGUGCUAUGAGGACCAGAUUUACUGGGAGGUACCAGGUGAGCAUUCGGAUGAAGCCCAGGCACCUCUCAGCAUGGAGGAGCCAGACACUCGGGCCUGAUGUGCUGCCAGCUCUGCAGAGGACACCCCCUUUUAGAAGGCAGCAGGGAGCUGCAGCUCAGCCUCGGAGCACUUGCCCAGCGUGUGUUAGAACCAGGGUUUGAUCCCCAGCACUGCAGCAGGAAGAUGAUGAUAUUUGGCUCCUCCUAGUGAAGUCUUUUAGCUCCCUCCUCUCCUGCUUCAAGGAAGAAGCCUCCUGUCCCUAAAGACAGCUCCCCCGUGGGGAGGGGGAGGCAAGGCUGUAACUGGCCACCAGCCUGCACACGUGGGUGAAGGGCCCACAGCGAAGUGCCCAGGGGCUGCCAGUUUAGGGGUCCGUGUCACAGUUACAGUGCAGCCUGGGCAGGCCUAGCUGUCUGGGGCGAUAAACACCAUGGUCACCAAGGA
This is a messenger RNA of Heterocephalus glaber (naked mole-rat), 1846 nucleotides long. It is a transcript of the gene Rhbg, whose product is annotated as Rh family B glycoprotein. The record is from RefSeq and is a predicted model, not a curated record. Gene Ontology annotation, cellular component: plasma membrane. Gene Ontology annotation, biological process: ammonium transmembrane transport; ammonium homeostasis. Gene Ontology annotation, molecular function: ammonium channel activity. Lineage: Eukaryota; Metazoa; Chordata; Mammalia; Rodentia; Bathyergidae.